AUGGAGGCGCAGUCUUACGAUGCUCGAUUCAGUGAUAGGGUUAGGAGGUUCCAGGAGUUUCUUGAUUCGCAUACAGAGUACACGGAUCGUAUUAGAGCGAUCUUGGUCCACAAUGGUGUGGAUGAUGGCAGCGACGCAAGCGUCGCUUCAGGUUUGACAUGGGAAAAUAAGUCUGGUAAGCUGGCGGGUGCCGGGGGGAAGCUUCCUCAGCGAAUUGUUAUUUCAUUAGAUGAGCUGAGGGAGUUUGAUAGGGUUUAUUGGAAGGGUAUUUUACGGCAGCCUGCGUAUUUCUUACCACCUGCAGAACAUGCGGUUGGAGAGAUAGCUAUGGCGUUUGAUGAUUCGGCUUCUAACAGGGCUAUUGCAAAUUCGUCGAGUUCCAGAUGGCGACUUUCUUUCAAGGGGGCGUUUGGGUCGCAUGCGCUUUCACCUCGUACGCUGACUUCGAUGCAUCUGAAUAGGCUAGUGUCGGUAGAAGGGAUUGUUACAAAGACGUCGCUGGUUCGGCCAAAACUGUUGCGUUCAGUUCAUAUUUCGGAAGUUUCGAAUACUCAUUACUAUAGGGACUACCGUGAUGCUACGACCACUUUGGUUACAGAGGUUCCGACGCCUGCUAUAUAUCCGGAAAGUGAUCCGGAGGGUAACAAGUUGUUAACUGAAUAUGGAUACUGUGCAUACAUGGAUCAUCAACGGAUCACGGUUCAGGAGAUGCCGGAGAAGGCUCCUCCUGGACAGCUGCCUCGUUCUAUCGAUAUUAUACUGGACGAUGAUCUGGUGGACAGAACUAAACCGGGUGAUAGGAUUAGUGUUGUUGGUCUUUACAAAUCUAUUGGUAACGGUGGGAUGUCAGGAGGUUCCUCUUCCGAUCAAGGCAAUAAUGGUCUCUCGGGUUUCAGAACUCUUUUGAUAGGUAACACUGUUUAUCCACUUCAUGCCCGUUCCACCGGUGUUUCUGCCUCACAUCGUCUUUCAGAUUCGGAUAUUCGAAACAUCAAUAAGCUGUCAAAGAGGCCAGAUGUCUUUGAGUUGGUCUCUCAAUCGUUAGCUCCAUCCAUCUACGGUCAUGAAUAUAUUAAGAAAGCAGUGCUCCUUAUGAUGCUUGGUGGGGUUGAAAAGAAUUUGGAAAAUGGUUCCCAUCUUAGAGGUGAUAUAAAUAUUCUCAUGGUUGGUGAUCCUUCUACCGCAAAGUCGCAAAUGCUUCGUUUCGUUCUUAAUACUGCAGCACUAGCCAUAGCCACUACUGGUCGAGGUUCUUCCGGCGUGGGUCUUACCGCUGCAGUUACAAUGGAUAGAGAGACGGGUGAGCGCAGGCUCGAAGCCGGUGCUAUGGUUCUUGCAGAUCGUGGUAUUGUCUGUAUAGAUGAAUUCGAUAAAAUGUCUGAUGUUGAUCGUGUUGCUAUCCACGAAGUGAUGGAACAACAAACAGUUACUAUUGCAAAAGCUGGUAUACACACUACUCUGAACGCGCGUUGCUCCGUUAUAGCCGCUGCAAACCCUGUAUUUGGUCAAUACGAUGUUAACAAGGACCCCCACAAGAAUAUUGCUCUGCCAGACUCCUUGCUGUCCCGUUUUGACUUGUUAUUCGUGGUUACAGACGAUAUAAAUGACAUCCGUGACCGUGCCAUUAGCGAACAUGUCCUCCGAGCUCAUCGUUAUUUGCCCCCAGGUUAUAUGGAAGGUGAACCAAUUCGUGAGUAUGUCAACCUUUCUCUUUCCGUUGGUGAGGGGGCCUAUGGUUCGGGCUCUGUUUCAACAGGAUCUGCCGCCGAUGAUGACGAAGACGAAAAUGCAGAUGAUAACUCAAAGGUCUUUGAGAAAUUUGAUCCUCUCUUGCAUGCGGGUGCAAAGCUUGCAAAGAAUCGUGGUAACCACAGAGGUACAGAACUACCGAAGAUCGUUUCGAUCCCAUUCCUUCGUAAAUAUGUCCAGUAUGCCAAGGAUCGUAUAUCUCCUGUACUCACCCAGGACGCGGUCGACAUCAUCGUCCAUACUUACUCAGAGUUGAGAAAUGAUCAAAAUACCAAGAAGUCUCCCAUCACUGCAAGGACUUUAGAAACACUUAUUCGUCUCUCCAGCGCCCAUGCAAAGGUGCGGCUUUCCAAGCUGGUGGAGGCCCAAGACUCAAAGGUAGCUGCACAGUUACUUCGCUUUUCCUUACUUGGCGAAGAAGACCCUAAAUCACCUACACUCGGCAACGGCUCUCCUAGCAAGUCUCCUAGAAAGAAGCAGCGUACUAGAAUAUAUGUCAGUGACGACAUAAACACUGAAGACAAUAUACCACUUCCGGCUCCAACUUCAAGCUCUAUAACAGCCACACCACUUCGACAAACUGCAGCCACUUCUCUUGGACUAAUAGACAGUGAUAGCGAUAGCGAAGAGGAUGACGACGAUGUUCCAGAAGGCAUUGACACUGGAACUCCAAUGACACGUUUGCCCGCAGACGUUUUGUCGGACCUUCAACACAGAAUGGAACGUGGACUUCGUGUCUCUCCGCGUCUUGCAUCUAGAAGAAGACUUCUCUCGGAGGCGGAAAACACUUCCAAUCCAGUUGUGCCCCCAGUCUCCCAAAUUCACCUAAAUUCACAGCAAGUUACCGCUACAAGUCAAUCUUCGGAUCCUAGCUUUGCACCCCCAGAUGAAGUUGUCUCCAUGGAACAUACUGAAUCAGGAACAAUAUCACCGGGUAGAAUAACCCUUAUAUCUAGUAUUAUUGCUCGCCUCAUGCAAACUGAUAUAUUCGAAGACGAACACUACCCCAUUGCGGGCUUACUGGACAAGGUCAACGAAGAACUACCAGAUGAAGAGAAAUUCUCACCACAAGAAUACCUCGCAGGUCUAAAGAUUAUGAGCGAUAGGAACAACUUAAUGAUUGCUGAAGAAAAGGUCUGGAGGGUCUAG
Molecule: messenger RNA, 2898 nt
Organism: Eremothecium cymbalariae DBVPG#7215
Lineage: Eukaryota; Fungi; Ascomycota; Saccharomycetes; Saccharomycetales; Saccharomycetaceae
Gene: MCM3
Product: MCM DNA helicase complex subunit MCM3
Exons: 1
Coding region: 1-2898 (965 amino acids)
Biological process (GO): DNA strand elongation involved in DNA replication; DNA replication; mitotic DNA replication initiation
Cellular component (GO): MCM complex; nucleus
Molecular function (GO): single-stranded DNA binding; ATP binding; single-stranded DNA helicase activity
Source: RefSeq, a predicted model, not a curated record